Rhinopithecus roxellana (golden snub-nosed monkey) is the source of this 2759-nucleotide messenger RNA. It is a transcript of the gene TNK1, whose product is annotated as tyrosine kinase non receptor 1. The transcript is spliced from 12 exons. Gene Ontology annotation, biological process: cell surface receptor protein tyrosine kinase signaling pathway; positive regulation of cell population proliferation; multicellular organism development. Gene Ontology annotation, molecular function: ATP binding; protein binding; transmembrane receptor protein tyrosine kinase activity. Gene Ontology annotation, cellular component: basal plasma membrane; signaling receptor complex. Lineage: Eukaryota; Metazoa; Chordata; Mammalia; Primates; Cercopithecidae. The coding region runs from base 93 to 2129 and encodes 678 amino acids. The record is from RefSeq and is a predicted model, not a curated record.
CAGGUGGAGCUGGAGACCCGGUCUCUCUAGGGCCUACCCUGGGCUGAACAUCUGAAGGAGAGUGUUCAUCCUUCGGGACUCCUUCUCCGGACAUGCUUCCUGAGGCCGGCUCCCUGUGGCUACUGAAGCUGCUCCGGGACAUCCAGCUGGCCCAGUUUUACUGGCCCAUCCUUGAGGAGCUUAAUGUCACUCGGCCAGAGCACUUCGACUUUGUAAAGCCUGAGGACCUGGACGGCAUUGGCAUGGGCCGGCCUGCCCAGCGCAGACUGUCCGAAGCUCUGAAAAGGCUACGUUCCGGGCCUAAGUCUAAGAACUGGGUCUACAAGAUCCUUGGAGGUUUAGCCCCUGAGCACAAGGAGCCCACCCUGCCCUCGGACAGCCCAACGCACCUCCCUGAGCCAGAGGGGGGCCUAAAGUGUCUGAUCCCAGAGGGUGCUGUUUGCAGAGGGGAGCUGCUGGGUUCGGGCUGCUUCGGUGUGGUGCACCGAGGGCUGUGGACGCUGCCCAAUGGCAAGAGUGUCCCAGUGGCUGUCAAGUCCCUCCGGGUAGGUCCCGAAGGCCCGAUGGGCACAGAACUGGGGGACUUCCUGCGAGAGGUAUCGGUCAUGAUGAACUUGGAGCACCCACACGUGCUGCGUCUGCACGGCCUUGUACUGGGCCAGCCUCUGCAGAUGGUGAUGGAGCUGGCGCCACUGGGCUCCCUGCACGCGCGCUUAACGGCCUCGGCCCCGACACCCCCGCUGCCCGUGUCCCUGCUCUGCCUCUUCCUGCGGCAAUUGGCGGGAGCCAUGGUGUACCUGGGGGCCCGUGGGCUGGUGCACCGAGACCUCGCUACGCGCAACCUGCUGCUGGCGUCGCCGCGCACCAUCAAGGUGGCUGACUUCGGGCUGGUGCGGCCUCUGGGCGGCACCCGGGGCCGCUACGUCAUGGGCGGGCCCCGCCCCAUCCCCUACGCAUGGUGUGCUCCAGAGAGCCUGCGCCACGGAGCCUUCUCUUCUGCCUCGGACGUGUGGAUGUUUGGGGUGACGUUGUGGGAGAUGUUCUCCGGGGGCGAGGAACCCUGGGCCGGGGUCCCACCGUACCUCAUCCUGCAGCGGCUGGAGGACAGAGCCAGGCUGCCUAGGCCUCCCGUCUGCUCCAGGGCCCUCUACUCCCUCGCCUUGCGCUGCUGGGCCCCCCACCCUGCUGACCGGCCUAGCUUUUCCCACCUGGAGGGGCUGCUGCAAGAGGCCUGGCCUUCGGAAGGAUGCUGUGUGAGGGAUGUCACAGAGCCAGGCGCCCUGAGGAUGGAGACUGGUGACCCCAUCACAGUCAUCGAGGGCAGCCCCGACUCCACAAUCUGGAAGGGCCAGAAUGGUCGCACCUUCAAAGUGGGCAGCUUCCCAGCCUCAGCGGUGACGCUGGCAGAUGCGGGGGGCUUGCCAGUCACCCGUCCAGUUCACAGAGGCACCCCUGCCCGGGGAGAUCAACACCCAGGAAGCAUAGAUGGAGACAGAAAGAAGGCAAAUCUUUGGGAUGUGCCCCCAGCACGGGGCCAGAGGAGAAACGUGCCCCUGGAGAGGAUGAAAGGCAUUUCCAGGAGUCUGGAGUCAGUUCUGUCCCUGGGUCCUCGCCCCACAGGGGGUGGUUCAAGCCCCCCUGAAAUUCGACAAGCCAGAGCUGUGCCCCAAGGACCCCCUGGCCUGCCUCCACGCCCACCUUUAUCCUCUAGCUCUCCUCAGCCCAGCCAGCCCCCGAGGGAGAGGCUUCCCUGGCCCAAAAAAAAACCCCCACACAAUCUCCCCAUGGGAGCGCCUGGAGCCGGUAAAGCCGCCGCCCUCUCUGGAGGCCUCUUGCCUGAUCCUGAGUUGCGGAGGAAGAUUAUGGAGGUGGAGCUGAGUGUGCAUGGGGUCACCCACCAGGAGUGCCAGACAGCACUAGGAGCCACUGGCGGAGAUGUGGUUUCUGCCAUCCGGAACCUCAAGGUAGACCAGCUCUUCCACCUGAGUAGCCGGUCCAGAGCUGACUGCCGGCGCAUCCUGGAGCAUUACCAGUGGGACCUCUCAGCUGCCAGCCGCUACUGUCCUAGCCAGGCCCUGAGCUCAGCUUCUGCGGGCACGGACACCAGCAUGAAAAGCCUAGGCCCCUGAGGGCCUGGCCACGUGGGACUAAACAGAACCAGAACAAGGUCCUGACGGGGGUAGACUUUCCACCUGGGGAGAUCCUACCUGCUAUAGGCACGUGGAGGAGGAGCCCAGGGUUGGGCACUGGCAAAUGUCUCCUCCCUCCUAUGCUCCUUGGCUUCUGAAGGCUGAAGCUCCUUUGGCUCGGCCAAGAAGGAUCUAGUCUGCCCACUACAUUCUCAAACAAGAGGACUUGGAGGAAAAGAGCUGCUGUACAUCAUAUCCAGAGGAAGCUUCUACUCACUAGAGGAUCAAGGGGUCACACUGGACCAUGCGAACAGCCAUCCUGAACUGCCGUCAGCUACCACACUGGACUCUGUGGGGCAGCCAUCCUGGAUGAUGGAAGCCGCCAUAUUGACUUGGGGUAUAGGCCCAAACUGCCUUCAUUUGGUCCAGGGCCAUCGUGGGUGAUGACGAUUACUCUCUUGAACUCAAGGACAUUUGAUGCUGGUAGUAUGGAUUAUGAGAUGGGCUAGCCCCUGCCCCAGCCCAGCUCUCACAUUCCCCUUUGUUUUUUCCCAUAUCAACUCCUUCUACCCUCCCCUAUUACAUGCAUCUUUCAAUGUCCAAAAAGUUACAAAGUUUAUAUGAAUGUAA